Penicillium waksmanii is the source of this 1512-nucleotide messenger RNA. RefSeq lists its product as uncharacterized. Bases 1 to 1512 code for a protein of 503 amino acids. Gene Ontology annotation, molecular function: iron ion binding; monooxygenase activity; heme binding. Lineage: Eukaryota; Fungi; Ascomycota; Eurotiomycetes; Eurotiales; Aspergillaceae. The record is from RefSeq and is a predicted model, not a curated record. The transcript has a single exon.
AUGCUGACACUUGUUGCACUUUCAGUAUCGUGCUGUCUUCUACUUUCCUCCAUUCUUUACAUCUGCCGAUGGGACAACCCCCAAGCUCAGUCUGCAGGAUAUGUCGAUUCCACCAAUGGUCGUAUAUCUGACCCCGAGCUAUGCCGUCUGCUUAUUGGAAACAAGUUAACCCAAUGUCGCCGACAGAAUCAACUUUCGCCUCUGGAGUCAAAAGCGAUACCAAAUCAGAGAUUGCGGGCUCCCUUCGCAAUUGAAAACGUAUUCACCAGCUUGGACUCUUCGGUUGCCGACGCAUUUGUUCGUGAAUCCAGAAAUCGAAUAAAUCUAAAUCCCGGAGAGUGGUCGACGAUAGGCCAUGUGCUCAAAGACGCUGCGAGAAAGUGGAUCUUUGUUGGCUUCAAUGAAGAUGGGCCAGAGGAAGGCUUGAUACAGUCUGCCCAUCACCGCACUCCUUUCUCUGUUAGAAUUAACGUGACAAGCCUAGUGCAAGCCCUUACUCUUAAGGCCGCGCUAAUAACAGUCUGCAAGACAGAGGCCCGGCAUUGCUCCAACGACUCGGCCAUACUUCAACUGGCUCAACAUAUCAAUCAAGGAUGGAUUCAAUCGGAGAAGGGGACCGGAGCCAGCGGCGACUGCUCCAGAGUCCUUAAUUUUGAGCAGAAUCAUUCAUUGCAAGCUAGCCUCCAGUCAUUAUUUUCCUAUCCAGACCAGGGAGAAGCAAACUCACUCAAUCUCCUCGUGCCAUCAUUUGAGACAAUGUGGAGAGUCGUUCUACGUGCUCUGCUAGAGAUCAAUUUCCGGUCACGUCGUGAAAGUCCAGAAUGGACCGAAGCGAUAAUUGCAUUCUACAGGAACCCUAGCAAGGAACAAUUUGAGAGGCGACCGAGUCUACGGGUAGGUUCAAAAACCAAUGCAAUGGCGAUUGUGGAGCAUGAUGGUAAAUCUGAUCCAACAGAGACUCCAUCCGCGAGAGACAUAGUCAUGGAAGCUUUGCGGCUUCAUCCUCCGACCCGACGAAUCUACCGGGCAUACCAGUGGGAUAAAAGUUCAAAGUCAAAUGAGCCUGGGCCAAACUCUGGCAGCCGCACAAUCAACCAAGAGCUAUCGGGCCAGGAGGGGCUCCAUUUAGGAGAAACUGUUGCAAAUUCGUAUCAAACGAUCGCUGCGGAUGUUGAAGCAUGCCAUAUAAGACCCGAUAUCUGGGGAUCGGAUGCCACUAUAUUUGAUCCGACCCGCUGGGUGAACCUAACAAAGGAGCAAAGCAAAGCUUUCAUGCCUUUUGGCAGUGGGCCACAUGAAUGUCCAGCAAAGGCUGUAUUUGGACCACGGAUGAUAUGUAUCCUAUUGGGUGCAUUGCUUGUUGGCAUGAAAGAUGAUGAACGGGCACCUAAUAUAAAGUGGGCGUUCAAGUGCCCCGAUGAUGAAUUCCUUAAAUCUGUAACUUCAGGGAAAAGGCUGAGCUUGGAGAGGGGUGCUUUUGAUGAUUUAGACUUGUGUGGUUCUUGGUCAUAG